Molecule: messenger RNA, 1458 nt
Organism: Vitrella brassicaformis
Lineage: Eukaryota; Vitrellaceae
Source: the annotation of a GenBank genome assembly
GGAAGAGGGGCCAGUUGUCACUCUCUUUCAAAGGAGUGCGCCGGCCCGUUGCGAGAAAUGGUACAGACGCGCGCCGCUAGGCGUUCGCAUGCCGAGGGCGGCGAUGUUGAGAUGGUCGAUGCCCCCCUCCACUUCUGCGCAGACAUCGACAGGCUCGAGAGGGUGCUCCGCGCUGAGAAGAAGCGGUUUUCGGCCAUAUUCAACUCGUUUGAGACCAUCCUAGCAGGUACGCAGCGGCAGAAGCGGCUGACAAGACCUUUCCAUUGUACUCUUCUAUCUCUGUGUGCCAAUUGCUGUGUGCAGGGCUAAAGGCGUGUGCUGGCGAUGUGGAGGCGUUGAGUGAGGCGCUGGUGCUGCCGCCGUUGAGUCUCAUGCAGAGCUUCAACGAAGUGGAGGUACGCCGGGGUGGGGGCUCUCACUCACACACACGACGCCCGAGUGGCUGUGUCUGCUGGGGCGUUCAGGGUCGUUUGACCACGGCGCGCAAGGCGCUGAACUAUGGCAAGCUGGACAUCGACCGCUACGAAGAGGUCACCGACGCCCUCAGGGACGUCAACCACUUCAUCACCACCAUGGGCAAGGUAUGUGCCGCUGUCACACACGCACACACACAUGCACAAUCUCCGUAUGUGUGUGCAUGUGUUUGUGUGUGUGUGUGUGUGUGUGUCAGAGCCUCAAUGACGGCAUGAAUCGUUUGGCUGAGGUCCAGCAGCAGGCGAGCAGCAGCAGCGGCAGUAGCGGGGCGGUGGAACUGCGCACAAAGAGCUCGUGGGGUCAGGAGUCGCGUGUGCUGGCGCCGUCUGGCCCGAGUGGCCGGAUGUCCGACGUGUGGGACCGAGUGCUUCUACUGUCGGGUGAGCGACGUCCGCCACACCGAAUGCGAUCGAUUCAUCUCCGCUGGUGCUGUUUUCUCUACAGGGGGGAAGUCUCCCGGGAAGAACGUGAGGAUACUCAUGGAUGGCGAAAGGGUGCUUCCGGAUCGCCGGCUGGCCGAUCUCAUGCAAGAGGACGGGACCGUGUUGGUCGACAUGGUGCCCGAGCAGAAGGGCGGCAUGUUCCACGCCUCGUCCGGCCGGCAUGGCUUCGGCACGUCAUCCUUCAUGCAGAAGCAGGCUGACGACAUGAGGUAUGCUUCCCCACAGCCAGUGAGUCAGUCGGUCACUCAGUGGCUGUGUGGCGUCUGUGUUCAGGUUGGAGAUGGAGUCGCUGGAGGAGAGGCUGCGGAUGCUCACGUCGGUGCACAAGGGCGGGCAGGAGUUGCUAGCCAGCACGCACCAGCAGCAGACCUAACACGCACAGCUGGAUGGCCUGGCAGGCCCAGCCCCUUAGAGUCCGCAGAGCAUCGCUCGUGUAUAGUACCGAUUGAUUGAUUGACGAAUGGAUGGAUGGAUGGAUUCAUUUUUAAACGUUGGCCCUGGACGUUGACGCUGUAUGAUCCUGAAGUGUAAUCGACUCUCC